Messenger RNA from Babesia bovis T2Bo, 1743 nucleotides. Its product is annotated as Ring finger domain family protein. The record is from RefSeq and is a predicted model, not a curated record. Bases 51 to 1700 code for a protein of 549 amino acids. The transcript has a single exon. NCBI's taxonomy places the organism in Eukaryota, Apicomplexa, Aconoidasida, Piroplasmida, Babesiidae.
CUAAAUGUGUGUGUAUAUUUAUCAUAAUUGCAAAUCAACCUUUUAAUCCAAUGGACCCGGAUGGCGAUUUGUUGGCCAAAAUCAACAAAUAUUUUGAAUUUACUCCCGUGGAAGGUCGUGAAUAUGCUAGAAAUUCACAUAAAAAGGAGUCUAUUUCAUUCAACCGCAUGUUCACACGUGUUCCUCCAUCGCAAGAUGUUAUAACCAUAUCUACUGAUUCAAGUAAUUCUGACUUAUCGGACAGCGAUCGUGAAACAAUAUACCAGCCAGAGUGUAUCAUAUGUAGUGAGUCAUUUGCUGAUAGGUCUGACAUUGGGAUACCGAUUCAUUGUCUACACUUGUUUUGUUAUGAGUGUAUAAAAAAGUGGUCUCGUCGAACAAAUGUCUGCCCAAUUUGCAAGAAAGAGUUCAUAGAACUUGGUCGAAUCAAAUGGAAGAAGUUCCUUGCUUUCGUAUCGUCAACUGGGCCAAGGAAGCAUCUUCGUCUACGUUCGUCGAAGCAUGUGAGAAUAAAGAAUUUUAGAGCAUUAAGAACUAUAGUUCAGGGAUGCUUAUCGUCCAUACCAUGGCAACGUGAAAUUAUCCCUCGGAAGCUUCCCACACAAGACGGUGAGGAUAACCACGAAGGUUGCGAAAUUUGUCAUUUGGAUGACCACUGGGAUUGUUUAUUGUUAUGUGAUAGUUGUAACCUUGGGUAUCAUACAUAUUGUUUGGAUCCACCCCUUUCUUCUGUUCCUUCGGGGGAUUGGUUUUGUAAGAUGUGUUUAGAAUUCCCUAUACCUUCGCGUGAUGAGGCUCAGGUGUUAGUAACAUCAGAUGAUAUUAGAAGUCGUACAGCAGUUUCGGAUUCAGUGCGCCCAGGUGUUUCGAACCGUUCAAAUGAUUCUUACCGUAUUGCUGAACGGACUUUUCCCCUUUGUGAAUUAGAUGAUAGGGUGAACGAGAAUUCGCAUGAGAAUGAUUAUAAUCCUGUCGACGAAAUCGCCACUCAGGAUCGCAAUUAUAAUAGUGUACCAGAUAAUGUUUCCAACAAUGCAGUUUUAAUACAACAUGACGGUGUGACUGGUGAAGGUUCAAAUUCUACGGUAUCACGGGACCUUGAUGGAUAUUUAUAUGGUUUAUACGCCAUGUCAAAUGAUCAGCCUGCUAACCAAACGGACAUAUCCUAUAUGUCUCACUCCAUCCCGUCAUAUAAUUCAUUUGAGGAUAAGAGGUCACAGUAUGAGAAUAUUUCUUCACAAUCUUUUGGCAUUAACACCUAUUGGAUAAACUCGCCCAUGUCUGAACUUAAUAGGAAUGGAAGAUCUACAUGUAAUGGUGGUUCUCAGCCUCAAAAUUGGGAUACUAAUGCUGUCCAUCUCGGAACACCGACGGAUGUUCCUGGUUCAUCCCAGGAUGAUGUCUUGACUAAUACUUUAAGUGCUAUUGGUGAAUAUGUCAGUAGCACAUCGGGAUGUCUGACUGAUAAUACCACUAGGUCUCCUGAUUUUAAUAGAUUUGCAUUUGAUACCCACUCUUUAGAAAGUCAUGGCGUUAUGGAGUCACCUACUGGCAGCGUUCAAGUGGCAAAUGCUAAUGCCACUGAAAGACCGGAUCGUAGCGUAUCGUUUGUGUAUAGAUAUCGCACAAUGAUGGAUAGGACUGCCUCUACCAGGAGGAUAGAAACUAUGCCACGACAUUUCACCUACAGCGACUAUUAAAACAAACUUUACCGAACUACCUUUAAGAAGCGAUCUGCAUUUC